CACUUUCAAGAAAGCUUCUGCUGCUUCACAGUAAAGUCGCAGAUCAGGCAUUUCAUGGAAGAAGGGCGCAAUGCGCAUUACUCGGUUCAAAAUCAGCUCAAAAUCAGGAAGGUCUUCAUAUCUAUCCAUGUCGAUUGCAGGGAAGCUUUCGAAAUCCAUGGAAGUGCUCUGAUGAGCUAGAGAGCGAGUCCCAUUGAUCUUUCUUUCUUCAGUUCGCCGUGAGCAGCCAUGGCGCAAACUGAUUUGGCACAGAACGACACGUCCAAAAGCAGCAGGACAUCCAUGAUUCGCUCUUCCUCUCAUUCAGAUCUUGCAAGCGCCCCGGCUGCUGAUGCCAAAACGCCUUUCCAUGGGUCAAACGCAAUGACUGUGCCAGGUGCUCUGAGCAGCGCUCCGGAGCUGAACUCCUUGGAAAGUCUCGCCAUGUCUUGGCCACCUCCAGGGGGUUUGGUGGGGUUUCCUUCUGGACAGCAGGAGAAGGAUGCAACUAGGGUGGGGUGCUUUAUCCCUGAUCCGGAGGGAGACGAUUACGGCAGGCGGCUGAAGUCACGGAUGGCAGUGCAGCGACUGGCGCCGACAGCUAGCCCCAAAGCUCGAGAAUGCGCGUUGCUCCUGCGCAGCACCUCCACUCUUUCUGUCGUACCAAACAGCGCCCUCACUGUGGCUCCUGCUCCCCCUGGUGCCGAGUCUUCCUCCAGCGGACCAGCCGCGAAGUCUGAGCAAGAAAAUGCACUUCCUCUUCACCCCGCCUCUCUUGCGAUACGUGAUGGCUCGAGUUCGGAUCCUGAGCGGAGGAUGAAUGGUGCAUCAGCAAGUACGAGCGGCAGUACUGGUGCAGUACUUGGGGCCAACACUGUGAAUGAGGCAAAGCCGGUCGCGGUUCUCAAUGGGGGCCCCGGUUCGGCAGCAGCAGAAGUCCCCCCCUCCAGCGGAAGUGGCGUCGCAGAAGCACAGCCGUUGGACCCUGUACAUACACAAGGAGUUCCGACGUCUUUCUUUCCACCAACCAGUACGCCUCAAGGUCCCCCUCUUUAUGCGUCAUCACAUACUGGUAGCAGCACAACCACUGAAAUAAGACGCAUCCCUCCUAAAGCGCCAGCAAGCCGCCCGCCGUCAAAGCCCACUGCUGAUGUCAGCACUUCAGGAUCUGACCCCCCCCUCACAGCCUUCCGCGGCCCCCCUGGCUUUCCGGGCCGAGACCGCACCGCAGUUUCCGCCCCAGGCGCACUACCCCUCCCCCCAGACGAGUAUGGCGACCCCCCCCCCCAACCGAAACUUACAGAAACCCAAAGAAACUACCGACAGGAUUUGAUACGGGCCAUUCUCACCAACACGGGUGACAGGAGCCGCCUGCACCUGAGCAGCAGUGCGAAUGAGCUCCAGGAGGGGGCAUCGUCGGAGGGAGAUCUAGCGUCCCAGGGGGGUACGAGCGAGGGCGAAUUUGGGGAGGGGGAUGGGAACGACAGCGAAGGGGGGGCGGAUGUGUUGCGGAGAAGCAAUAGCUUGCCACAAGUGUACAGAGAGCGGUAUCUGGUGCCAAAUGACGAAGAAUUGGAGUAUGAGCGGGAGGAAGCGGGGAUUGGGAAGAACUCGCCACGUCCAUCGACCGUAUCCCGAACCCUGUCGAAGUCGAACGGCGUAUCUUCAAAGGCGCUCCCCCACAAGCGGCCGCGCCUGAUCCUCCACCUCGACAUCAACAAAACGAUCAUGAUCAAAGACACGGCGCAGGACGCGGGGAGCGACUCCAUGGUCAACGUGCUGCUGUCGGAGUGCGCGUGGGGGCGCCUUUUGCCGGGGCCAUGCUGGAUCCCGGUGGGUCGUCUCGCAACAGACAAGCCGGCGAACGACCCGGAGCUGAUGACGUAUCGGUCGUACCUCGACACCUUCUACCUGCCGUUGCAGCGAGGAUUUGGUCCGGAAAUCGACCGCGCAAACGAGGACAUCAAGCAUCGGCGGCAAGCGCUCAAGCGGUGCUUCACAGCGCCCGGGGAGCCAGGGGCUAUGUUCCGGGGGGUGUACGAUAAGCUUUUGGAGGAGCUGCAAGUGGCGGAACCGAAGCAGGCGGAGAUGCGCGCGUGUGGGCUGGGCGACGGCAAGGAGCUGGUCCUGCUGCCGUCCUUCUUCGAGCUGCUGAAACAUCUGAAGAACUUGGGCCGCGACUUCGCAAUCGUGUUCCGGACAUUCGGGAGUGACGUCAUGGACGUCAGCCGGGAGCUGAAUCUGUUCUGCGAGGGGCGCCAUCCGUUCCACCCGGACGUGCAAAUGAACGGCCAGGAUGGGCCCACGGACCUGCGGCUGAGAUCGCUCGAGCAGUACGGAUGCUUUUACCGGCAAGGGUUUGGCUCGGAAGGCACGAUGCUGGCGUUUUCACCUCCGGAGGAAGCGCUGCGGAAGCACAUUGCGCGCCUGGACGAACUGGAGAAGUGCGGGGAGUGCCACUGGUCGUUCCGGGACAUCUACAGGGCGAUGAUCGCACGGUGUUUAGAGGGAGGCAACAUUGCGCUGGCGUUCAGGGACUACUAUCCGUGGUGGAAGGCGCAUCAAGAACGGGCACGGACGGGAAAGUUGCUUCUUGUCGACCGAGAAGAUUUUCACACCCGCCAGGUGUUCUUCGAUGACAACAUCGGGACAGGGUCGCCACACAUUGUGGAUGUUAGGGACGUCUCGACGGGGGAGCCCAUUCCGUUCACGGAGUCAAACGGAAAGUAUCUCGUGAAAGUGGAGCCAUUGAAUGCGAUCCUGGAUCGGCAGUACUUCAUCCGGGCGGUUCACCGUUGCGAGGAGUCUAUAGAAGGCGCACGGGACUGGCGGGGCUUCCGAAACUCCCCCCGGUUGAAGAACUCCAAAUGGGACAUCGCUCGGCGGAAGCUGCUGUCAAUCAUUCGGCUCGGGUCUGGGCAGAUCUAGCAUGCGCCUGCGAAGGAAGCAACCUAGUGCAGACGCUCGACGACCUUAUUAGUCGGCCCGUUACACUGAGGCCCUGAUGCGCAAUAUGCAGAUGGUCGGACAUGAACGCGCGAAGGAAGGUUUGGCGUUGCCAACGGUCAUGUUGUUCGUGAUUGUACAUUUCUCUCUUCUUAACUAUGGCAGAACCGGUGGUUGAGGGCUGACCAUGCAUCACGACCUGCAUAAGAG
Messenger RNA from Klebsormidium nitens, 3135 nucleotides. The record is from the annotation of a GenBank genome assembly. Lineage: Eukaryota; Viridiplantae; Streptophyta; Klebsormidiophyceae; Klebsormidiales; Klebsormidiaceae.